UGUGAUCCCCAAAAAUAGAAUACUCUAUAAAUAAAGGUUAUCCUUUUGUAAUCUUUUUAACCUUUCAUAUCUUUUAUUAAUGAUAUCUCUAAAGGAAACUCUCACAAUAAUCAGUUUCAAUGUGAAUUCAAACAAUAAAUACUUUAAAAUGAGUUAUGUGAGCGAUCUGUCACAGUCACAGGAAUAUCUUAGUUUCAGAAGUAGCGUACCUUUAAGACGAAUAGUCGUUGACACAAACAAUUCCAAAAUCGGAUGGAGAAUAUUCGAUUCCGGUCCAAAAACAGUACGAUGUCCUCUUGUGUGCCUUCCGCCCGUCUCAGGUACUGCCGAUGUUUUCUUCAAGCAAGCCCUUGCCUUAUCCGCAAAAGGCGUCCGGGUAAUUUCCGCCGAAGCUCCAGUUUAUUGGAACAUUAAGGAAUGGUGCGAAGGUUUUAAGAAACUGCUAGAUUAUUUAGAGUUGGAUCGUGUACAUCUUUUCGGAGCUUCAUUAGGCGGAUACUUGGCUCAGAAAUUCGCGGAGUAUUCGUACUUAUGUCCUAGAGUCGCAUCUCUAAUUCUCUGCAAUGCCUUCACGGAUACAAGCGUUUUUAAUAAUCACGAUUCGGCCGCAUUGUAUUGGAUCUUGCCAGGGCUCGUACUUAAACGUAUGGUCAUGGGAAAUUUCAGUUCUGGAAAAGUUGAUCCUGAUAUGGUUGACGCAAUCGAUUUCAUGGUUGAAAGGCUGGAAAGUUUGCCUCAAGCGGAGCUUGCUAGUCGACUUACUUUAAAUUGUGUUAAGGGGUACGUGGAAGCCCACAAACUCGCAGAAGUGCCAGUCACAAUUGUCGAUGUUUUUGACGAGUACGCUCUAUCAAAUACUGUUCGUGAAGAGUUAUAUAAGUGUUACCCAUCAGCCAAAUUAGCACAUUUAAAAUCGGGAGGAAAUUUUCCAUAUCUCAGUAGAUGUGCAGAAGUUAAUUUACAUUUAUUGAUACAUCUAAGACAGUUUGACGGUACACCGUACUCGGCUGCCGACCGCACCCUGCUCGAAAAGACAAAGUCUUCCAUUUGAAAAGUAAUUUUAAAGACUCGCAAUACUAAUCGAUAUACCUAAUUAUGUGUGUGAAUCGGACUGCCUAAAUACUACGAGCCAAUAUGCGAAAGACUCGAAUUGCGAUCUAAGACUAACUCCCAAAGAUAUUCAUGUACAUUUUGUACAAAGCCCGUAUCCUGUAGUUUGUAAAAAGAUUUGAUGUGAUAAAUAGUGAUUGUAGAUUAAGAGUGCCGUAUUUUGAAAAAUUUUGUAUUACAAAUAUACAUGUCAUUUUAAUAUCUAUUUAGGCGAUUAAUAAAUACAUUUUCUCC
Messenger RNA from Photinus pyralis (common eastern firefly), 1344 nucleotides. Its product is annotated as maspardin-like. Bases 80 to 1051 code for a protein of 323 amino acids. The transcript has 4 exons. Lineage: Eukaryota; Metazoa; Arthropoda; Insecta; Coleoptera; Lampyridae. The record is from RefSeq and is a predicted model, not a curated record.